Messenger RNA from Exophiala viscosa, 821 nucleotides. RefSeq names its product 40S ribosomal protein S23. Gene Ontology annotation, molecular function: structural constituent of ribosome. Gene Ontology annotation, cellular component: cytosolic small ribosomal subunit; ribosome. The transcript has 3 exons. Lineage: Eukaryota; Fungi; Ascomycota; Eurotiomycetes; Chaetothyriales; Herpotrichiellaceae. Gene Ontology annotation, biological process: translation. The record is from RefSeq and is a predicted model, not a curated record. The coding region runs from base 94 to 534 and encodes 146 amino acids.
AGCGAACAUCAAAUUCGAGACCGCAUCGUCGACAACGAGCUUCAGUGCCGCCAGCUUUUUUUCACACAACAUCUGCUUGUCACAGUCGCCAAAAUGACAAACAGAGGAAAGCCCCGUGGUCUCAACGCCGCCCGCAAACUCGUCGCCGCCCGCAAGGAAGGCCGAUGGGCCGAUUUGCACUACAAGAAGCGACUCCUCGGAACCGCCUACAAGUCCUCCCCCUUCGGUGGCUCUUCGCACGCCAAGGGCAUCGUGCUUGAAAAAGUUGGUGUCGAAGCCAAACAGCCCAACUCCGCUAUCCGAAAAUGUGUCAGAGUUCAAUUGAUCAAGAACGGAAAGAAGGUUACUGCUUUCGUUCCCAACGACGGUUGCUUGAACUUUGUGGAUGAGAACGACGAGGUCCUGCUCGCUGGUUUCGGUCGAAAGGGUAAAGCCAAGGGUGAUAUUCCCGGUGUGCGAUUCAAGGUGGUCAAGGUCUCUGGUGUCGGUUUGAGCGCUCUGUGGAAGGAGAAGAAGGAAAAGCCUCGAUCAUAAGCGCCCGAAAAACGGAGUAGGGAGGAAAUCCAGCAGGCCCGGCAAACCUAGAAUCUGAGUGGUGGAGGGAGCGGUGCGAUGGCAGAUUGAUAUCCAUGCAUGCUCACUUACCGAAAUAUGGAUCUGGACUGGAUGCUACACGAGCAGCGGGAACAAUAUGGCCACGAAAGUCUUGCCUUGCAGAAAACUUGCAUGGUGACGACGGGUGUUGCCUGUGUGCCUAAUCCAGGCUCAUAGACACGGAAAUGAAAUAUCAACGUCGAUUUCUGCGAUUUGAUGCUAUCUUC